This is a messenger RNA of Symbiodinium sp. CCMP2456, 417 nucleotides long. The record is from the annotation of a GenBank genome assembly. Lineage: Eukaryota; Dinophyceae; Suessiales; Symbiodiniaceae.
GUCUGGCAAUCCUGCUGCCCCUGGCUUCCGCUGAUGGGUCUGUAGGCGCCUGCCAGAACCUGGUGGCCAGCGUUGCGGAGAUGGACGACAUGUACUUGGCGGCCCUUUGCCGGGCACGUCUUGGUCACGACUGCGACAAGCUGCUGUCUGCGUUGGGACCCAGGCCCUGGGGGCUGCAGGAUCAGGUUUCCGCGUGCGAGCAGAACAAGGAGAUCCUGGACGAUCGGCACCUCUUCGGGUCGACGACAUCCGCACCUUUGGAUGAGACCACGCAGCCGAAGAAGUCGAAGCAGCAGAUGGUCCUCGAAGCCCUCGAAGCAGGCAAUCCUGGCCAGGACUCGGCAGGCGACGACGCUCCUUCUCCGGCCGCCCCGGCCGUGGUCCCCUCCGCUUCUCGCAUCGUCGGGCCGGCUCUGC